ACUCCUCAUACAUCUUGUAUAUUCACAGAGUUGCUUGCAUACCGUUUAAAAGUAACAUCAACGCCCACCGUCGCUAUCAUCAUCACCAUUAUCGGCCAUCAUCAUCAUCAUCAUAAUCCUCAUCACCAUCAUCUUCAAUAGCACCACUGACUUCAUCUCCAUGGCAACCACAACAACAACGACUACAACAAUAACAAGAAGAAGAGCAGAAGAAUCCAGUUAAAACCCGUUCCAAAAAGAAUUUCAACAGUUGAAAGAGGAAUAUGAGGCGAGUGAAGAAUUAAUUCUUGUGUUGUACAUCUUUGGCAGAACUAGCUUCUCCCGAUCGACUGUUUCAAAAGACUUGCUGGUCACUGGAUAUAUAUAGGAUACAUAGCAGCUAGAUCUUCCUGAAAAAACCACCAUCCGCACUUGGGAGAGUCUUAGGAAAUGGUGGACGCGAAACGUAGAGCUUGAUGUAGGACGAAAAAAAAUAAUCGAACAGAACAAUACGAAAAAAAAAAAGACAACAGCCAAACAAUAUCAAAAAGUAUACUAAAAUAUAAAAAAGCCCCAACAAAAACGCAAGCUGAUUGGUCAUGGCUGGAUUGUCUUGAUCAUUGUCCUGCGAAUUCAGAACUGAACAGCAGCAGCAACAACAACAACAACAACACAGACCACCUGAUGCAUAUUUUGUAAACACGCACACGCCUACACACACAUACACACACGUUUACACAUACACACAUACACACAUACACGCAUGCACAUACGCACAUACAUACACACACGCAUAUACGUAUAAGCAUACAUAUACUCACACAUGACGGUUUGGGCCUGAGGUGGUUUAUAUUGGAUCGAAACCGGGUCGAACGGGCUACAGUGAUCCGGAUUUGUAACGACCAAGCAUGAAAACCAGAAGUUGAAUAUUUUGGAUCUCCAGCUGCAGCAAAGACUUCUUCAUUUCGACUACUUAGAUGCCUUUCGGAAAGGAAUGAGUGCCACACAUUCACAUUUUCUCCCCAUGUGGUCUAAAACCUAAACGUUGCCGAUCAGUUGAACGCAAAGAACUGCCUAUACAGAAUUGGGAGCAACGGCCAUAAACAAAAACAUCUACUUUGUCAAACGAACUAAAGAGAGCUGAUCAAGGGAGGCAACCGUUAUAAGAAGCAUUUUUGGAGAGAGCUUUUUUUAAAAAUUAUUUCUAUUCAAGAAUAAUAAUAUUUACAAUGUCUGCAGAUAUGAAUUUUAUAAGAAGCCAUCAUCUGUUGCUAUCCCAGACGUCAUCGCCAUACUUCACGGAGCAACCACUAAUACCGAGCGUUACCGACUAUACAUCCCCGUUUUCGAAGGAUUAUCAUUCAUCGGAGUUUUCCACUUUGUCCCCUCUUCCAUCUCCGUCACAACCAUCCCCAAAACCAUCAUCAUCAACACGGUCAUCUACAUUUUUUCCCUCGCAUUCAUCUACAUCAUCUGCUAGAGGAUGUGCAACUUCCACAUCGUCGACAGCCACAACAUAUUCGAGGUCCACAACAGUUGAUAAAAAACCGGAAGCAGAACCAAAGCAAAGUCGAUUUCUUCCAGUCAUAUCCAAAGAAAAAAGAGCCGAAAUGAAUAUUGUAAUAUUUAACCAAAUCGCUGAGAUCACUCAGUAUUUGUAUCUUUGUGCUGCUGCAGCAGUGUCUCGAGAGAAGGUUCGCUCACUUCAAAUCACUCAUAUCAUAAACUGCACCCUCGAUGUUCCGAACUUCAAAGGUGAAAAUGUUGCAUGCGUCAAUAUCCAGGUAGAUGAUUCUUCUCGGGCACACCUCGGCAUUUACUUUGAUCGUUGUGCUGACAUGAUUCGUCAAGCCAGUUUGAAAAAUGGUAAAGUUCUGGUCCAUUGUGUGGCUGGAGUUAGUCGGUCGGCUAGUCUUUGUAUUGCCUAUUUAAUGAAGUACGAAAGGAUGAGCUUACUGCAAGCUUACAAAUUUGUAAAGAGGAAACGAUAUGUGAUUCAUCCGAACGUUGGAUUUUGGCAGCAACUGAUUGAGUAUGAAAAACGGAUCUUCGGUCGAGCAACUGUGAAAAUGGUUUAUUCUAAUGUGGGUAUGGUUCCGGAAGUCUACAUUGAUGAAGAGAAUGAAUUACUUCGACUUCAACAAAAUUCACGCCAUCGCUAAACAUGCCAACAAGUUUUAUUUCUUUUUUGACAUCUUUUAUAUAUAGCCUAUAUUUAUUAUCGACUGAGUAGAUCACUAGUCGUAUCUUCAUCUUUACUCGUUUUGGCUUCCGUUUCUGAACAACAGUAAUAAUAAUAAUAAUAAUAAUAAUAAUAAUAAUAAUAAUAAUAAUAAUAAUAAUAAUAAUAAUAAUAAUAACAAAAACAACAACAAAAUACAAAAAAGAAUACUAAGGAAAUAUAAAUAAAACUUUGGACGAAAAUAAUUCUCACACAUCUAAAGAUAUCCACGAAAUAGAUUUCAGUCGAGCACCUAUGAAAAUGGCUCAUUCUAGCUGGGGUAUUAUUCCAGAGGUCUAUUUUGAUGAAGAGAAGAACUACUUCGACUUAACGACUUUCAUGCCAUCGUUAAAAAGACAUCAAUAACUCCUAUAUACAUACAUAUAUAUAUUUAGUGUUUUUAUAUUAUCUAUAUUUAUUAGCACUUGGCAAGUUACUUGCAAUAAAUUCAUUCUGAAUUA
Molecule: messenger RNA, 2661 nt
Organism: Octopus bimaculoides (California two-spot octopus)
Lineage: Eukaryota; Metazoa; Mollusca; Cephalopoda; Octopoda; Octopodidae
Product: dual specificity protein phosphatase 14
Biological process (GO): protein dephosphorylation
Cellular component (GO): cytoplasm
Source: RefSeq, a predicted model, not a curated record